GUUUGAAACGACGGGCGGGCGCUCGCUAUGGCACAGGCUCACCCGCGGUCGGGUACCCGGCUCUUUCGAACGUACGCGGCGAGGGGCGUCCGGGGGUCGCAGCGGCAGCCUGGCGGGCUGGCUGAGCAAUGGUUCCAGCCGCCGAACCUGAAGCGCGCCUUCAGCAGCAGCCUCAGCGACAGUAACGAGUCGCCGGCUGUCGCUUCCGACGACCCGGACGACCCCGACUUCCCCGGCAGCCUCGUGGGCCAGCGGCAGAGGCGUCCUCCGGGCCGCGGCUCCCGGAACCAGCGGACCCUGACAAACACUCCAAGAGUCCAAAGGCUGCGACCUCGGCCCCCGCAGAAGUGCAGCACCCCGUGCAGCCGGCUGCGACCGCCACCUUUCCCCAACUGCAGCCCGGGCUGCCUCGGGUCGGACCACAGUGUGUGCAUCCAGUCCAGGGACAGCAACGAGCUGGGCACCAGUGCCUCCCUCUUCAGCUCUCCGGCCUCGCCCGGAGCCCCCGACCGUUUGUAUGCAGACUCUGCAGUCCCCGGGAGCUUCCACUUGCCGGCAACCUCCCUAAGUGAACCGUCUGUGCUCUGCCCCCAGGAGGCAGCAACCGGUGACAGGUACACCGGGAAGGCCCUCCGAGUCGAAGCCAGCUUCAGGUCAUCUCUCUUUAGCCUUGUGAACUCAGGGGCCACAGAAGUGAACAAGUUUGGGACAGAUGGGGAGAAUGUGAAGGAAUCGUGUUGUGAAAGAAGACAGCAGAUGGGAAACAGACUAACGGACCCUGAUCUGGCAAGCCGGGGAAAGAGAAAGGCCGCGAGUAAAAAGGUUGUGUCCCAAGGAGUCGACCAGAGAGACUAUGGGGAGUCCAGUGCUUGCAAGGACCGUCGUGUACCAGGGGAAAUCAGCAGGCCUAAGAGAACUGGCCCACUCCGGAAGAGGAAACAGCAAGAAGCAGCGGGAACCCCUCCCCGCCACUACCACCAAUCUAAGAAAAGGAAAGCGUCAGUCUCCUUAUGGAACUUGAAUACUAGCCAGAGGGAUUCUUGGACCAAAACCAGAGCUUCCUUCGGGUUCCACAAGAAGAAAAUUAUAACCAGUGUGCUAGAGGUAUGCAGUUCUGUCGCCAGUUCUUCCUCCAGGUCCCUCCUGUCUGAAUGUUCGACCCCUCCUAUCAAGAACAGAGCACACCUUACUGUUUCUUCUCGAUGCUCUUCUGUGUAUUUGCUAAGUCCCUUAAAGACCCUGCAUGUCACAGACCAAAGGCCAUCUUAUGCUGAAAAGGUUUAUGGGGAGUGUAAUCAGGAAGGGCCUAUCCCCUUUAGUGAUUGCCUUUCCACGGAAAAACUGGAACGGUGUGAGAAGAUCGGAGAAGGAGUGUUUGGAGAAGUGUUUCAGAUAAUUAACGACCAAGCACCUGUAGCCCUAAAAAUCAUUGCUAUUGAAGGGUUAGAUUUAGUCAAUGGGUCGCACCAGAAAACCUUUGAGGAGAUCCUGCCGGAGAUCAUUAUCUCCAAAGAGCUGAGUCUCUUGUCUAGUGAGGCCUACAACCGCACAGAAGGCUUCAUUGGGCUGAACUCAGUACACUGUGUUCAAGGGCUUUACCCUCCCUUGCUGCUGAAAGCCUGGGAUCACUAUAACACAACCAAAAGGUCUGCCAAUGACCGGCCUGACUUUUUCCAGGAAGACCAGCUCUUUAUUAUCCUGGAAUUUGAGUUUGGUGGGGUUGACUUGGAGCGAAUGAAAACAAAGCUGUCCUCCGUGGCGACUGCAAAGAGCAUUCUCCACCAGAUCACCGCAUCCCUGGCUGUGGCAGAAGCAUCCCUGCACUUUGAGCACCGGGACUUACACUGGGGAAAUGUGCUCUUAAAGAAAACCAACCUCAAAGAACUCCACUACACCCUCAAUGGGAAAACGAGCACCAUUCCCACCCAUGGGCUACAAGUCAACAUCAUUGACUACACCCUGUCCCGCUUGGAGCGGGAUGGGAUUGUGGUUUUCUGUGAUAUCUCCACUGAAGAGGACCUAUUUACAGGUGAGGGUGACUACCAGUUUGAGAUCUACAGGCUCAUGAGGAAGGAGAACAAAAACUGCUGGGGUGAGUAUCACCCUUACAAUAAUGUGCUGUGGCUGCAUUACCUCACAGACAAGAUUCUGAAUAAGAUGAAAUUUAAGACUAAAUGCCAGAGCGCAGCCAUGAAGCAAAUAAGGAAAAACCUGCAACAUUUCCACAGGACUGUACUGAGUUUCAGCUCUGCCACGGACCUGCUCUGCCAACACAGUCUCUUUAGGUAAGCCAGGAACUUAGACUUUCAGAGCCUCUUUAAGUACACUUUUUAGGCCUCUGGUACUAAUCUCUGCCACUAGAGCUAGAUGGAGGUGAAAGAGUUCCUGUCAGCUUCUUAAAAGAGAACCGUGUUUUUCAAAAGGUAACCAAAAUGUUUGUUGACAUGAUUAAAUUUGCUUUUAACAAAUGUUCCUUUUAAAAAUAAUAAUAAUAAACUAGACAGAGGACAAGUGGAUGCAUCUUUAAGUCCUCGUCCUGUCAGCAGAGUCUACAAGUCUGUUGUUGCUGGUUUUUGAGCCUUGAUACUUGAUGUAGGAUGAGCAAAACCAAGCCUCAGCUGUGGUCCUUACUGCUCUUGAUGCCGUUGUCAAGAUGCAGAGCAGAGAGCAAGAGACUAGAGAGUCAAAACCAAGAGAAAGUAUGGAAAAUGUUUAUCCGGUUCACUCCCCAAUCACAGGAGCAGAAUUUAUAGAAUUUCAACAGGAAAAUAAAUGUCUCUGUGGCUCUCAUGUUUGAGAUUUG
Molecule: messenger RNA, 2803 nt
Organism: Mus caroli (Ryukyu mouse)
Lineage: Eukaryota; Metazoa; Chordata; Mammalia; Rodentia; Muridae
Gene: Haspin
Product: histone H3 associated protein kinase
Biological process (GO): protein phosphorylation; intracellular signal transduction; mitotic cell cycle
Cellular component (GO): nucleus; cytoplasm
Molecular function (GO): histone H3T3 kinase activity; ATP binding
Source: RefSeq, a predicted model, not a curated record